UCAAAUACAUGAUUAUUGGAAAAAGUUAGAUAUUCAGUUUCCAAUAUUUCCUAAUGAUGCCGCGGAUGGAUCCCCGACUCCACCAAAUCCAGUGAGGAGGGCGUUGUUCGAAGAAGUCCCUGAUAUUACUGCACCUCCUACUGCUAAAAAGAAAACCAAGGGUAAAAAGCUCUCUAGUCUCCGUGUACCUUCGGCGUGGGAGAGGGUUGUGAAACAGUACGGAUUUAAAAAGUCUCCAAACAAAAAGGGCCCUGGACGUGUUGCUUCUAUCUCUGCCUCACAGGGGAGUCCAAUGAGCACAUCCCAACGUACGGGGCCACCAGUAUCACCAUCUUCUCCAAAUACACCGUGCUCAAGGCCUCCAAUGUCAACCCCUUCUUCCAAAGGCACCACGUUCAUCUUUAAGAAUUCUGUAUUUGAGAGAGAAUUCCCGCCCUACAUUAGAAAAUACAUAGAUCAAUGCACAGAUGUAGCGGCAGACGGAAAUUGUGGAUUUAGAGCGGUGGCUCUAGCAAUUUACGGAACAGAAGAUGAUUGGGUUAAAGUUAGACAAGACUUAGUAGCAGAUCUACAGAAUAGAAGCGCCUUGUACGCUCGAAUCUUAGGUGGGAGGAGUGCGAGGAGUUCUAAUGUGACUAAUCUCAUCCAAUCGAUUGCUCACUACCAUGGACCAGCGGAUGAUGAUUACUGGAUGGCGGUACCGGAUUGCGGUCACGUAAUUGCAACAACAUAUAAUGUUGUUUUCAUGACAUUCAGUGAACACGGAGGAAAUACUUGUCUACCAGCGAUAUUAGAUGAAACACAAGGACCUCCAACCCGAAAGGUGGUGUGCGGACAUCUUAGCAAUGAUCAUUGGAUUUUGUUGCAUAUGAAAUCAGGGGAUCAUCCGGUACCACCCAUAGCAUUUUACUGGAACGACCAUCACAACAAAUCUGCAGAUGGUUUAGAUGCACAAUUUGCAUUCUCGAUCGGUCACUUUAACCGUCUCCACAAUGAAGAUGGAGAACGUCGAGCAGCAACAAGAGGAAGAAAGAACAAUUAA
Molecule: messenger RNA, 1042 nt
Organism: Asparagus officinalis (garden asparagus)
Lineage: Eukaryota; Viridiplantae; Streptophyta; Magnoliopsida; Asparagales; Asparagaceae
Exons: 3
Coding region: 293-1042 (249 amino acids)
Source: RefSeq, a predicted model, not a curated record